AGUGUUGUAUUUCGAUGAAUAACAGUCUCACAUAUUAACAUAAAAGCGUGCACUGUUGGUUGCAGCUUUGAGUAGCCUUUACAAAAUCGUCAUAAUUUUUAAAAUAAAUAGAGGCCCCAACCGGCAACUGUUUAAAAUCUUGAAGAAUUCUCUUAACAGCUAAGCAUUUAUCGUACAAAAUGGAUAAAAAUAGCACAGCCUUGUAUAAAAAAAUGCAAGCCGAAGUUGAGUCAUAUCAAAACCUGCAAAAAUCUUGUGUUAAGGUCGUAAAGCAGCGAGCACUUCUUGAGAGUCAGCUGAAUGAAAAUAAGUGUGUGCUAGAGGAAUUAAAUUUGCUUGGUCCCGAAAACAAAGUUUUUAAGCUGUUUGGCCCUGUUCUGGUGAAACAGGAUCUGGAGGACUCUCGGCAAAACGUUGCUAAACGUAUUGAAUACAUCUCUAAGGAAUUAAAAAGUUCCACGGAUACACUGGAAAACAUGGAAAAGGAUAUGCUGAAACAUCGGGAGGCUGUCUCUAAAUACCAGCAGCAAUGGCAAGUCGCGGCAGCCAUGAAAUAAUAGGAACUGCUUUAUUUAUUAUUUAUUACAUUUUGUCACUUUAAAUAGACAUACGCAUUGAAAAUCAAAUAAAACCAGUUGAAUACAA
Molecule: messenger RNA, 645 nt
Organism: Drosophila mojavensis
Lineage: Eukaryota; Metazoa; Arthropoda; Insecta; Diptera; Drosophilidae
Gene: Pfdn6
Product: probable prefoldin subunit 6
Exons: 4
Coding region: 180-557 (125 amino acids)
Biological process (GO): protein folding; chaperone-mediated protein complex assembly
Cellular component (GO): cytoplasm; prefoldin complex
Molecular function (GO): protein-folding chaperone binding
Source: RefSeq, a predicted model, not a curated record